AUGGACUCGAAACCAUUCUGUGUUCUACAAGUCAAGCCGGUGCCUCGGGGAACCGACGCCUUCGAAGCAAAGCGGGCGGAUAUCCUACAAGCGUUCAGCGAAAAGGUCCCUCACGCACACUUCCUUUCCAAGGAUAUCAUCGACAAUGCCCCGCCUGACGUUUCCAACAUUCCUGUCACUUGCGGCAUCCUGUCGCCUCUAGAGCUCGCCAUCACUGAGAACUACGAUGCCGUUGGUCUCGCUGCAGCGAUUGCCUCCCGCAAAUUCACCGCCGUCAGCGUAGCCACAGCGUUCUCCAAGCGGGCCAUCAUCGCCCACCAGCUGACUUGCUGCCUGACCCAGUGGUUCAUGGCAGAAGCCAUCGAGCAGGCUGCCCACCUCGACGCACACCUCGACGCCACUGGGAAGACUGUUGGGCCCCUGCACGGCGUACCCGUCAGCAUCAAAGAACAUAUCCCCAUUGCCGGCAAGCCCUCCUCUGCCGGCUGCCUCGGCAGCAUCGCCAUCGACAGCGAGGACUGCCAGAUGACCGCAAUCCUGCGCAGCAUGGGAGCUGUCUUCUACUGCAAGACCAACCAGCCACAGACCAUCAUGCAUCUGGAAAGCGAUUCGCUGUGGGGCCGGGUCCUGAACCCCUUCAACACUCGCCUGUCCGCUGGCGGCUCCACUGGCGGGGAGGCCGCGCUCAUCGCCAUGAAGGGCUCAGUUCUCGGCGUGGGCACCGACAUAGGAGGCAGAAUAAGAGGACCUUCGGCGUUCUGCGGUAUCUAUGGGUUCAAACCCACAUCAUACGUGCUGCCCACAGAUCGCUUUCUGGCCAAUCCGUGCCCAGCAGAGCUUAACGUGCUAGCCGCUCCAGGACCGAUGUGCCGCAGCCUUAGAGACAUGGACCUGUUUCUUCGAGUAGAUCUCUCGAAGGAGCCGCACCUCACUGACCCAAAACUUGUUCCCAUGCCCUGGACCGGUCUUCGGACGCGGAUGACUAGGGUCCUCAAGAUCGGAAUCAUCGACAAUGAUCUUCUCUCCGAUCCCGAGUACGCCGGCGCCGUAGAGGUCACAUCGUUCAAGCCCUUCGGUGCCGCCGAUGCCUGGUCCAAGAUUCGGAGAACUUAUUGGCCCGAUGGCGGUCAAGGUGCCAGGGACGAAAUAGUCGCAACGGGCGAGCCUCUCCACCCCCUUUCAGAAUGGAUCUGGAAAGACGCCGAGCCCCAUGGGAUGCUCACGGCGCAGGACGUGGCCCUCAUGCGCAAAGACAGAGAUGACUUUCGCAUCAAAUUCGCCCGGAGCUGGGCGGAGCAGGACGUGGACGUGGUUCUGGGCCCCGCCUACAUCGGCCCGGCGUGUGCGCACGACACGGCGUUUACCUGGACGUACACGUCGCUCUACAAUUUUAUCGACUACCCUGGCGUCGUAUUCCCGACGCCCAUCGUCACCCAGCGCGGGGAGAAGUAUGAUGCGAGCUAUGUACCCUUGAGCGACGCGUGUAGGGAGGCCAGACGGCUUUGGGAUGAGUCUGAUUUUGAGGGCGCUCCGAUCAAUCUGCAGUUGGUUGCUCGCAAGUAUCACGACAUCAGCUCUUUGGGGCCUUGGCCGUCGUACAGGAUAUCCUGA
Messenger RNA from Verticillium dahliae VdLs.17, 1611 nucleotides. Its product is annotated as acetamidase. The transcript is spliced from 2 exons. The coding region runs from base 1 to 1611 and encodes 536 amino acids. NCBI's taxonomy places the organism in Eukaryota, Fungi, Ascomycota, Sordariomycetes, Glomerellales, Plectosphaerellaceae. The record is from RefSeq and is a predicted model, not a curated record.